Lucilia cuprina (Australian sheep blowfly) is the source of this 2323-nucleotide messenger RNA. RefSeq names its product protein DEK (gene Dek). Gene Ontology annotation, biological process: chromatin organization; regulation of double-strand break repair. Gene Ontology annotation, cellular component: nucleus. The record is from RefSeq and is a predicted model, not a curated record. NCBI's taxonomy places the organism in Eukaryota, Metazoa, Arthropoda, Insecta, Diptera, Calliphoridae. Gene Ontology annotation, molecular function: histone binding; DNA binding. The transcript has 11 exons. Bases 100 to 1938 code for a protein of 612 amino acids.
ACAAAACAUAAAGCGAAAUAAAUGGUAGAGAAAAAGAAAAGAAAGACGACGAAGAAAAAGUAGUGAAUUUUUUUAUUUAGUUGAGUAUUUUCCAUAAGCAUGUCGGCUGACGGUGAAAAAGAUAAAACCAUUGAAAAUAUGGAAACAGAUAAGAAAGAGGAAACAACAACAAAAGUUGCAGAUGCAACUGAUGACAAGAAAUCUAUUGAAAAUGAUAAGAAAUCGAAUGAUGAAGGCGGUGGUGAGGAUAAAACACCCUCUGCUGCUGAUGGUAGUGAGGCUGAAGAUGAAAAAACUAAUAAUGAAACUGGUGCACAAAAUAACGAUGAUGAAGAUGAUAAGAAACCUAAAGAUGAUGAAGAAAAAUCCGAUGAGGUGGCCGAUACUAAGAAAUCAUCAUCAAACGAUAAAGAAGAGGAAUCAACUAAAGGCGAUGAUAAGAAAUCCAAUGAUAUUAAAAAGGAUGAAAAUGCCGAUGAGAAUGAUAGCGCCAAAAAUGGUGAUGUAGACAACAAAACUGAAACGAAGGAAGAUGAAGAUGACAAAGAAUCUAAAGAAGAUGAAGAAGAAGACGAAGAAGAUGCAAAGAAAGAGAAUACAGAAGUUGCAGAAGAUGAUGAAAAUGUUGUAGCUCUAGCUGAAAUUGAUAAAAUCAAUGAAAAUAUUAAUAAAACUAGAGUGGAUGGUUUGCAAACAUUGCAUGCGAUAUGUUUUGGUUCUCAAGGCAAAAACAAUGUUGUCAAGAAGAAUUUACGUUCUUUUGCGGGUUUUGAAUUCGAAAAGGAUUCUUCGGAAUAUAAAAAGAAAUUUGAAUCUAUUAAAAAGAUUGAUAUAAAACAAUUAAAAAGUAUUUGCGAUAUUCUUGCGCUAGAACGUAAAGGUUCUAAAGAAGAGGCAGCAAAUCGUAUUCUUAAAUUUCUUAUGGAACCGGAUGAGUCGCUGUGUGUAGAAGCCUCGCCAGAUGAUGAAGAAAUGGAAGAGGAUGAAGAAGCCGGUGAGGAGGAGGAAGAAGAGGAAGAUGAACCCAGUGAAGAUGAAAAACGUAAAAGCAAGUCGUCUGGUGGUAGAUCGGGUGGCAGAUCGACUUCUGGUCGUCCUAGGCGUGCUACCGCUGGCAAAAAAAUGUCCGCUUAUGUUGAUUUCUCUAGUUCAGAUGAAGAUGCACGUAAAGUAACACCAGCUAAACGGAGACGAAAUGAUGACUCCGAAUCGGGUUCGGAUUAUAAUCCUUCUGCAAACUCUGAUUCUGAUGGCGGCAAGGGACGUAAAGCAGCUGCUGCAGCUAGAGGAGCUCGUGGUCGACCGGCUCGUAAAUCACGUAGAAGAAAUUCGGAUUCUGAAGAAGAAUCUGAACUAUCUGAAGCUGAUAGUGAUGCGGCUCCUAAACGCAAGCGUCCCUCAACUGGUGCUGGUAAACGUGGUCGUCCUGCUGUUUCGCCUCGUGGUAAAGGUCGUGCUGCCGCUAGUAAACCUUCUCGCAAUAAACGCAAGGGUAAAGACUCUGAAAGUGAGGAAGAUGUCUCCGAAGAUGAGGAGGAAGAGGAAGAAAUGUCUGAUUUGGGAAGUGAAAAAACUGAGGAGGAAGAAAAAUCGAAAAAGAACAAGAAACCUGUUGUAACACCUGCGAAAAAUAAUAAACCCAAUAAUAAAACUCCUUCAAAACCAGCUGGACGUCCUAAAAAAUCUAAAAAGGAAUCAUCAGAAGAUGAAAAAGAUGAAAGCGAUGAGGAUGAACCAUUAAACAAAAAGGGCAAAGCUUCAUUCCCCACGGAUGAACAAAUUCGUGCUUAUGUUAAAGAAAUUUUAGAUAAGGCCAAUCUGGAGGAGAUAACCAUGAAAACUGUAUGCAAACAAGUGUAUGCUAAAUAUCCAGAUUUUGAUUUAACAGAUAAAAAGGACUUUAUUAAAGCUACAGUUAAAGCGCUAAUUGCCGCUUAAAAGAACGUUAAGAAAAAACCUUGCAUCUCUUUUUUAAUUUCAUAUUAAUGAAUCCUGUUUUGUUUUAACUAUAAUAUAUUUUUUUUUGGAAAGAACCAAUCAACCACAAACAUUUUGUAUAAGUUUUUCUUUAAUUUUCUCUUUAUUCUUUUUUUUUAGUUUUAAAACUUACCAACUACUACUGUGUAUGUGUGCAAAUCUUACAACAAAAUGUUGUCUAUUUUUUUGAAAAUGAUACAUUACAAUAUAUAUUAUACAUAAAUAUAAAUAUUAAAAACAAAAACAAAAAAAAAUAUCUGUAAACCACUUUUACAAUUUAGGUUAGUUAAACCGUAAUCAUAUGACUUUUAUCUUUAAACAAACAACAAACAUAAUAACAACAAAA